Neohortaea acidophila is the source of this 1173-nucleotide messenger RNA. RefSeq lists its product as uncharacterized. The transcript is spliced from 3 exons. The record is from RefSeq and is a predicted model, not a curated record. NCBI's taxonomy places the organism in Eukaryota, Fungi, Ascomycota, Dothideomycetes, Mycosphaerellales, Teratosphaeriaceae. The coding region runs from base 1 to 1173 and encodes 390 amino acids.
AUGGCUGCGAGCGCUCCAGCAUCGGCUCAGGGAAAGCCUGCGGUCUUGAUCAUUGGCGGGUUGGGUUACAUCGGUCGCUUCCUCGCGAAUUACAUCCACUCCAACCAACUCGCAUCUACCCUACGCCUGGUCGACAAGCAGCUGCCCCAACUUGCCUCCCUCGCACCCGAACACCAGGAAGCUUGCUCGACCAACUUCCUCCAAGCAGACGCUUCCAGAGAACAAUCGCAGGCGAGAAUCUUCGACCUUCCCGCCGGCCCCGACGGCACGAAGCGCGAAUUCGACUUUGUCUUCAACUGCGGCGGUGAAACCCGCUUCUCGCAGGACGACGAGGUCUACCGACUCCGCAGUUUCCAGCUCAGUCUGGCGGUCGGCAAAGAGGCGGCAAAGCGGGGCGUCACGGCAUUUAUCGAAGUGAGCACCGGCCAGGUCUACAGUGGGAGCAAGACGCCGCAAAAGGAGGGUGACAAGACGAGCAAGCCGCAUACGAAGCAGGCCAAGUGGAAACUGCAGGCGGAGGAGGAGCUGGCGAAGAUCCCGGGUCUGCGGCUGUGCAUCUUGCGCUUGCCUAACGUCUAUGGCCCCUAUACGGGCCGAUGGCUGGGCACGCAGCUGGCGCUGGCCCGAGUAUAUCAGAGCCGCGAGCCGAAAGAGACGAUGAAAUGGCUGUGGGGCAGCGAGUUGAGAACCAAUACACUGCAUGUCGAGGAUAGUGCGCGGGCGCUGUGGAUGGCGGCGGAAUGGCGGGCAAAGAAUGACCGCAUCUCGAGUGCGCCGAAUGCAGCGUCGCUGGUGUUCAACGUGGUCGAUCGCGGGGCGACGUCGCAGGGCACCAUGGCCGCGAUUUUCAAGAGCAUCUUUGGGAUUGAGACGGGCUUUCAGAACGCGCUGGUGAACACUUUUGCACGGAUGAAUCUGGAGCAUGUGGUGGACGAUGUAAACGACGACACGCUUGACGACUGGGCGGAUCUGCAGGAGGCGGCGGGAGUGAGGGAGAAUGGCGGACCAUUGAGUCCGUUCAUGGAGAAGGAGUUGCUCAAGGAUACCGAUCUAAGCAUGGAUGGAAGUAGAUUCGAGAAGGAAGUUGGGUUCAGACCUGUCCAUGAGAGAAUUACCAAGGAGGAGGUGGAGGCAGUGAUUGAGAGCUACAAGCGGAUGCAAUGGUGGCCGUGA